Arachis duranensis is the source of this 609-nucleotide messenger RNA. RefSeq names its product tyrosine decarboxylase 2. Gene Ontology annotation, biological process: amino acid metabolic process. Lineage: Eukaryota; Viridiplantae; Streptophyta; Magnoliopsida; Fabales; Fabaceae. Gene Ontology annotation, molecular function: pyridoxal phosphate binding; carboxy-lyase activity. The annotation marks the transcript as partial. The record is from RefSeq and is a predicted model, not a curated record. The transcript is spliced from 5 exons.
GAGAUUAUAUAGCCACCUGAACUCACUUUGCAACUGAAUUCAUUCCAACUCCCAAUGUGAGUCAUAAACGUGUCAGACUCUCUCCCAAUGGAAGGAGAACAACAAAGCAGUGGCAUAUUGAGGUCCAUGGACGCGGAGCAACUCAGAGAGCAUGCACAUAAGAUGGUUGAUUUUAUUGCUGACUACUACAAAACCAUUGAGACUUUCCCAGUUCUCAGCCAAGUUCAGCCAGGUUAUCUUGAAAAGCUCUUACCGGAUUCUGCUCCUGAUUAUCCUGAAACACUGGAGCAUGUUUUGAAUGAUGUACAGGAAAAGAUUUUGCCAGGGGUAACACAUUGGCAAAGCCCCAAUUAUUUUGCAUAUUUUCCUUCCAACAGUAGCAUUGCUGGAUUUCUUGGAGAAAUGCUCAGUGCUGGUUUCAACAUUGUCGGUUUCAGCUGGAUAACUUCUCCGGCCGCAACAGAACUCGAAACCAUUGUUCUUGAUUGGCUUGCUAAGGCACUUAAGCUGCCUCAUGAUUUCCAUUCUACUGGGCAAGGUGGUGGAGUUAUUCAAGGAACAGCGAGUGAAGCAGUACUAGUUGUCUUGUUGGCUGCUCGCGACAAGAUC